AUGGGUUGGCCGCACUAUCAGAAUCAUCUGGAGAUUGCUGCACUGAUUGUGCUAAUCGAGCGUCCAGCAGUCGCGCCGAAUUCCGAGCAGCCUGAUAGCACAGAACUUCGUGUGGGACUGCUUUCCUUGUUCGUGUCGGCUCAUGGGUCUUCAAGGGGAAAGGAUGCGUUGUUCGAGGACUACGAGUGUAUGCACAUUGUGUCGUAA
Molecule: messenger RNA, 207 nt
Organism: Penicillium longicatenatum
Lineage: Eukaryota; Fungi; Ascomycota; Eurotiomycetes; Eurotiales; Aspergillaceae
Exons: 1
Coding region: 1-207 (68 amino acids)
Source: RefSeq, a predicted model, not a curated record